Molecule: messenger RNA, 15554 nt
Organism: Porites lobata
Lineage: Eukaryota; Metazoa; Cnidaria; Anthozoa; Scleractinia; Poritidae
Source: the annotation of a GenBank genome assembly
UAUAGUAAAAACAAAUUAGAGUCAACAAUUGCGUAAACGGUGACGUAAUUCUAGAUGUUUGUUUAGACUGAAGUAAACGUAAAAUGGCCGCGGUCUGUUCUCGAAAAGUGGACGGUGGAGUUGUAGACAUCAGCAAGCUUGAUGAGACCACCACAGGCAGAGAGGGUAAGUAAUUAACGUCUGGCUGAAUCAUGGCAUUAAGAAUAAUAGAGGUAGGGUCCCAGCUAUUUUGCCUCUAGCAUCUAAAUGAACAUAGACGCCGUAAUAUUGCUUGCAUUCCUUCGGAUGAAAAAUACAUCAUAGAAACUAUCUUAGGGCGGAUUUAUUUGCAAACAUACGCGCCGUUAUAGAAGUCGCAUUUGCCCGUUUUCAUUUUUUACUAGAUGAAAAACAAUGACAAAUUUCCGAACUGGCAAACGCGACGGCUAUGCGCGUAUUCCACCCUUAAGUAUUGUGACUUUGUCCUGUUGUUGUAAUAAUAAUAAUAAUAACAAGAAGAACAAGAACAAGAUCUAUUUUAAUGUAAUUAAUGUAAAAACGGCAAGCUCCAGUAGUAUAUGAAAUUGACAAUUACUUAUUAUAAUAUGAAGCUACAAUAUCAUAUAUUUGUCCAAAAAUAAGAAAAGAAAAGAAAACCUAAUGCCGUCGCAUUUCACAUGUGCCAAAUUUAAUGCUAUUAAAAGAGGAAAAUCUAUUGUUCUCACUUAUGUGCAUUAGAUUCCGCACAUGUGAAAUGCGACAUUUGAAUCAAGUCAAACUUGUCAUUAAAGAUCAGGCGCUUUUCAAAACGAAACUCAUAAGACGAUGCGUGUUUACUUUAGGUUUCGCGGCUGAAUUAAUUCUUCUGAGGUGGUAUUGCGGUAUUCUUAACCUCUGGCAAUAUAUUAUACAAAUCAUAGUUAAUUGAGUGGAAUGGUUGUGAAACCCGUCAGACUCCUUUGUUAUAUGUUUUUGUGGACCUGAAAGUGCACAACGUUCAAAAGAAUUCCUAUCAUUUUGAUUGUAUUGACCAAUAAAAACGUUCCAUUAAUUUAUUCCGUAACAAUUUGCCAACAGAAAACAAAGGAUUGUGCACUUUCACGGUGCUUUGAACAUAAACUGCAGCACUGUUGUUUUUAUCAGUGAUGUUUGCCGCUUUUCAUAACCAGUCUCCUCUAAUAACUAUGUACAAAUCAUUGAUUGUACGGUCAAUGGAUUAAGCUGCGUUCAAAUGACCACGUUUUCUAUUGUAGUAAGGGAAACUUGCUCAGAUUAGUGCACUUUUAACAUUGGCGAGCUUCUUUGUAAUUUUUGAGUUUUUUGUUAGUUUUGAAGAGUCGUUCUUUCUUGAAUCAAUAACUUUGAUUUCAGUCUUACCUAAGAUUUAUUUACAUAUUUUAUGGCAGCGUCUCAAAGGAAACUAAAUUGUAACUACUUCUCGAGUAACUAUGUAUAUAAUAUUACGUUUUGAAAAAGGAAUUUAGACUUAGACUUUCAAACCUUGGAAAACGUAUUUCUGAGUCAAACAAUGAAGCUUCAUAUUUUCGAACUGCGUGAUUGACCCAUUUAUAACUAUAUAAUUACUUGUCCAAUAUCACGAAAACAUCCGUCAACAAUGCACUAAUUCCCAAUGAGGUUUAAAUCAUAGUGUGGCACACCAUGAUUUAAAAAUAAUUUGGAGUUUGAAUGUAAACAACAGUCUACCCAAAUGCGAUGUCUACCGUUGGGAACUUCCAAUUGAGCUAACCAUCGGUAUCAAUCGAAUUAUAGGCGAAUCUUUGUUUACAUUUUUUGCCUCAUUUACAUAUAAUCAUAAAAUAAAAUCUCUGAGUGUUGAAAGGGCAUAACAAUUUCAGUUAUCUUUGAAAAUCUGAAUUAGAUAUACCGAAUGGUUUCGGCGAAAUUCCUUUUUUACAGAGAAUGUAUGGCUCCUUAACUUUUUUGCCACCCACCAAUUUUUCGCAGAUAUUUCCUUCAAUAUCGCUUGCAAAGAGCUGAAACUUGCAGAAAAUGCUCAAGUUAAUCAGCUCUAUCUUUCAACUUUUGAAUUAAGGUCAUAUAUGCGGAGACGGCUUCUAUAAGUGAAGUCCAAUGCUUAUGAGAAAAAUGUAAACUGAAUGACGUCAGCAAAGGUUCGCCUAUAGAUUGCGAUUAUAAUGGACGAAAAAACGGAUUUACCUCUAUAGCAAAUUUGGAGCAAACCAUCUGCAAAUGCCACAUUUGCUUAAUUUUGCUCAAUUUUGCCUCAUGACGCAAAGGUGGUAAAUGCCGCAUUUGCCUCAAAUUUGCCCCGUGUGUAAAAACAAGGAUAACCUUUACUUUAUCAAGGCAUUUACAGGGGUGUCAAACUUGAUAGCAAAACUGGCAUUUGUCAGGUUUUUGCCCAAAUGGGCAAAAGCGAUCGAAGAUGAAUUUUUGAACACUUUUGCUCUCUAUAGCAAAUUUGGUCAAAGUAGUAAUUUCCCACAUUUUUGCUCAAUGUAGCAAAAGUGACCAAAACUCAUUUUUCAACAGUUUUGCCCAGGAUAGUAAAUCUGAGCAAAAAUUCACCUUAUUUCUGUUUCGCUCAGUGUAGUAAAUGAGGUCAAAUUAUUACUUCUUCCAUAUCUUUGCUCAGUGUGGCAAAUAUGAUCAAAAUAGUCGUUUGCCACUGUUUUGCUCAGGGCAGCAAAUUUGGCCAAAUACCACUUUAUUCUCAAUUUUGCUCAGGAUGGCAGAUAUGAUCAAAAAAGUAGUUUCCCAUACUUUUCCCCAUUGUAGCAAAGUUGGUCAAAUAUCAUUUCUUCUGUAUCUGUGCUCAGGAUGGCAAAUAUUGCCAUGAUAGCAGUUUUCCAUACUUUAAGUCAGGUAAACAAAGUUGAUUAAAAUAUCACUUUUUUACACUUUCGCUCAAGAUAGCAAAUUUGAUCAAAACAUCAUUAUCCACAUGUUUCCUAUUUUUAUUUGGUACCAUAAAUGACUGACAAACAAUUUAGACACCAACCAAAAUUUCAAGAAUAAAAUGACUUUACUAUCUUUAAUAUACACUAUACAAUAAAAAGUAAGAUAAAUAAAAAGAAAGUUCCAUUGGCCUCUGCAGGGUACUGCAUGUACCACAAAAUAUAUGCCUUUAAAUAAAAAGCACAUACAAUGUGAAACUAACUAAAUUCAUACGCGUAUAAGAAUAUACAUUGGGUUUGAAAGUACAAGUCAACACUAGCUGGUUCAUAAUUAUCUAAGGUUGGUACAGGUAAAACGUAACUCUGUUUGAGUGGUAUGCUUCAAAUAUACUUUUUCUAGAUUCAAUUGAUACUAUUGGCAAAUGGUCGUACGAUAACACGUACACAUCACUCACAAUGUAGGUGUGACAUCCUUACUAAUGGACAGAACAUCAACCACAGGAAAUAAAAUUAGCCUCAAAUUAUUAUGAUAAGCGAUAUUCCUCUAAUAAUUAGUUAUAACAACUUGUUUUCAUCUGAUAAAUAUUAUCCAGUACCCAAAAUACUAGGAUGAAUAAUAUUAUAUAGUGUAUCUAGUGCUAUUCACUGACCCCAAGGUGAGAUACAUCUGUAUGAUUCAUUUUUAACAAAAUCAGUUAUAUAAAAAUAUUUCUUGUAAAUAAAAUGUCUUACUAUGCGAACGCUCUGUGCAUUUCUAUGAUUUGGGUACAACUUCGAUAUAUUUUCACCCAGCAGUUUAUUCAUUUUGUCACCUUUUUAGCAUGUACAUGUAUUUUAUCUUACAGGUGCUUCAUUUACUGCUAUACUUCUAAAACUAGCAUGAAAUGACACCCCAGUUUUACUCUCAUCCUAUAGGUAGCCAAAAGCUUUUCAAGUUAUGGAAGCAAAUCUGCUAUCCACUGAUUUGGUUAAAUACUUAUAUUAUUAUUAUUAUUAUUAUUAUUAUUAUUAUUAUUAUUAUUAUUAUUAUUAUUAUUAUUAUUAUAUCAGUGUAAAUAAUAUGAUUUAUUUAUUUUUUACUAAAAUCAAAUUAUUUGCUAAAAAUUUGAGAAUUAUUUUCUGAUUCACAUGAUCAGCUGUUUUGCUUGCAGUAUUGGACAGAUUAAAUAUCCAAAUAUUGUCCAAACACAAUCUAUACACUAUGAAAACUCUGUAGAACUUCUUUAAUUCAUCAUCAUCAUCAUUAUUAUUAUUGGUAUGCAGAUGAUUAAAAUUUAAGCCAUGCCAGGGCUGUGCUCUAGCAGAGCCCGGUGCCCCCGGGCAACUAGAAAAUCUCAGAUUUUUCAUACAAAUCAUAUGCUGGGCACCCUAGAUUUUACUGUUUCAGAGCACUGGGCUCCCUUCAAUUUUCCUUAGAGCACAGCCUUACAUGCUUAUCAAACAACUGUUAUCAUACACGGUAUUUUUUUUGCAUAAAACAUAACUUCACUUUUUUUCAUAAAAAUAAUAUGCAAAGAAGAAAAUAGGAUCACGGCAUUUGGAGUCGGUAAUUACUCUACCACGGUGUGUAUUGGCUAGAUUUAGUCCUCGGAGUGGCACUUUUUAAGGCAGUGCUUAGGGUAGCCCUAGGAUCUGUCACCACUGCGGAUCUGUCACUGUGGAUGCAGAUGUAUCUCCAAUUACAUAUGUUGGGUGAAUGGACACAACGACUGAAAAUACAGCUUCAUUUACAGGCUGCUAGAAAGAAGGUUUUUAAAAUUCAGUAAAGUUGCCAAGUUACAGAGUGAUUCGGUGCAAACUACCAAAGACAGCUCUACAAAGAUGGCAAAUUUUGCAGACAUUUGUCUGGUAAGGGAAAGUUUCUGGCUCCGCCGUACCUUACAAAGGUCAUUGAGAUUAUGUGACUUUGUGUCAACACUUUAUUUCAAAUCGGACUAAUCACAAACAGCAUAAGAACCUAGCCAAUCACAAAACGCUGACAUACAUGUAUGUCUUUCUGACUCUAUGGGAUUCAACCAUGAUAUUGUGCACUAUAUUCUCAGACGUCAUGCUCUAUGCAGAAGGUUUAGAGUGUCUGCAACACAGGUAAUAUCUUCAUUGGAUUGUGACAAAUCACUUUGAGAUUAAUUGGUAAUUUACCUAGUUCUAAUGUGGCUUCUUUCCAUGGGUGUCAAAGGAUAUUCACUUACUACAUUGUAGGUCUUCAUCAAAACCCAAAAAAUUGUGCAAUUGUCUACUGAGAAAAUAUGGUUACAGGAACUUAACUGAAAAGGAACUGAAUCAUGAUGCAUGUCAACUUCAACUUGAGUGUUAUUAUUAUUUUGUACAUUAUUAUCUAAAAUGCCUUCUUCCUUUCUGAAUGUUCUUCAAAAAAUUAUCUGUGUUAUGCUUAUAUAUGAUCAAGUUCCUUUUUCUAUUGUAAGGGGUGGGUGCCAGAGCAAACUCAGGAGCACCACCUGGUGCUCCUUGGUUUGAUGCUGGUCUCACUGUGUGCUCUAUUACCAUUAUUUUCACUUCAUUGGCUUUGACACCAUGCAACUUUGCGGCCCAACCGGGUCAUUAAACCAUUAACCUCAAUGCUCUGUCAGGAAAGUGGCCUUACACAGAGAUUUUCCCUGUUUGGGAGGUCCUCAUCUGAACCUGAAGAAUUACCUUCAUGCCAUUCUGAUACAGCUGUUUCAGACAAAGACUCCUCUGAUGACAUAAAUGCAACGGACAUACAUGCAAGGUACUUGUCCUUGUCUGACUAACAGAUGCUAGUUGACUCUGUCAGAGUAUAUUGGCCCUCUAAUUUUUUUUCUGAAAGAAAAAUGAAGAACCAUGAUUUAGCAGCCAACAAAUAACCCACAGUUGGUAAACAAGCAUGUACUGCUCAUACUGAGCGUAAAUGAUUGGGUUGCAGAACAAUGACACAAUGCUAAAAGCUGAAAACACUCUCUUGAUCAAAGGAACAGUUUGAGGAGAUUUGUGAGAAAUGUCUCCCUGCAUUUUAUUCCUACUAACUUUUUCAUUAAACAUAUAUUUUUUUGGAACAGAUGUUAAAGUAGAAAGCAGAAAUGCCUCUUUCUGAUGAAUCUGAAUAACUGUCAAUAGAAACUGAAAUAAAUUAAUUCCCCUGUCAUUCAAGAGCAGAACUGAUAGUGUCCCACAGGUCACCAGGCUCUUACAGAGCACAGCCAUGACUCAACUGUACACAUGGAGGCUCGAUUACCAGCCGCUGUUCGGGAAAAUGAGCCUGAACUCAUCCCUCAAAAGAGCGGCUGGACGUGUGCGAUUUCCUUUGUUGGUUUAAGCCAAUCAUGUUAACGCCUGCAGAUUUUUGUCUGGUAAAGACUGUCGCAGAAAUUGACACAUCAAAACAGAAAGUCCUCCCUUGAACCAUCGCACAUGGUGAAGCGAUUUCGACGGCCCGGAGACACUAGGCGAAAUUCUAGAGUCAGAAGGAACACAACGUUUUGUUCGAUUGUUUGUUGUGAACUUUUCUUUUAAUGAUUGUCAUUGGAGAAAUUUUGCAUCUUCAAGAAUCUUUUCAAGGUGCUUUAGGUCUCAAUAACUGUGUUCAUUGCAGAUGUAACCGUCCACAUUUUUAUAUUAGACAGAGGAACAUUCAAUACGCUGGAAAUUCUGUCUGGUAAAUCAGAAACUUUACUAUUUAAUUUGGUCUGCUUCCAAGAAUCAGUCUGUUUGGACCCACAGAAGACGAAACCAAUAUUCGAAGAUCAAAGAAAAAUAACUGCAUGUUGGAGUGUACAGAAAUGUACCGAAGAUUAUUUUUCACAAUGCAUGGAAAUGUACCGAAAAAGCUAUUUUGAAAGUCAUUUGGGUGGGUAAGGGAGCGCUUGAUGCAAUUUUGAGUCAAACAAAUAAGAAAAUUGGAGACCGGUUUCACUUCCAGUGACAUCGGAGACGCCUAAAUUAUCAAUUUUCCAACUACAUCACAGACAAGUUCAACGGGUCACGUGUCCAGCCGUCUCUCUUCAGGGAGGAUCAAAGACCGGACCCGGGAGACGGCGGAAAUCGAGCCUACCAUACACAUAAACCGUAAAACCGUUCAGAACCUGAGAAACGUCAUUACGGCAACCCACAUGUUGCUUAGAACAAUAAUUAAUUAAUUGUGGUUAUUUGGCAUGAUAAAGCAAAAGCAUUUACUCGCAAAAUGAACUAACAAAGAUCCCUCAACAUCAUUGAGCUGUAAAAAAAGGUAUAAAUAAUGAGGUAUUGUCAUUUAAAAUGUGGAAAAAUAAUACAGUGGUCACUAGGAAUGACACUUAUGCUUCAAGAUCUGGCAAGUGACGUCACUCGCAAAUCAACCAAAAUUAAGAUCUCACAAUAUCACUGAACCAUAUUUAUAAACCAUAAGAGUUUUGGAUGGUACAAUUUAUGAAAGAAGAAUCACUUGUCAUUUAAAUGUGGAACAAUAAUACGGUGGUCACUCGGAAUGACACAUAGGCUUCAAGAUCUGGCAAGUGCCAUCACUGGCAAAAUGAAGCAAAAUUAAGAUCUCACAAUAUCACUGAACCAUAUGUAUAAACCAUAAGAGUUUUGGAUGGUACAAUUUAUGAAAGAAGAAUCACUGGUCAUUUAAAUGUGGAACAAUAAUGUGGUGGUCACUCAGAAUGACACAUAGGCUUCAAGAUCUGGCAAACUUGCGCCGUCACUCACAAAAUGAACCAAAAUUAAGAUCUCACCAUAUCACUGAACCAUAUGUAUAAACCAUAAGAGUUUUGGAUGGUACAAUUUAUGAAGGAAGAAUCACUUGUCAUUUAAAUGUGGAACAAUAAUACGGUGGUCACUCAGAAUGACACAUGUGCUUCAAGAUCUCGCAGACUUGUGCCGUCACUCGCAAAAUGAACCAAAAUUAAGAUCUCACAAUAUCACUGAACAUUAUGUAUAAACCAUAAGAGUUUUGGAUGGUACAAUUUAUGAAAGAAGAACAACUUGUCAUUUAAAUGUGGAACAAUAAUACAGUGGUCACUGAGAAUGACACAUGCUUCAAGAUCUGGCAAGCUUGUGCCGUCACUCGCAAAAUGAACCAAAAUUAAGAUUUCACAAUAUCACUGAACCAUAAUUAUGUAUAGAUGUAAAACAAGAGUUUUUUACUGUAAAAAUUUCAAAAGGAAAAUCAUUUGUCAUUUGAAAUGUAGUAUAAUAUUAAAUAAUAAAGUAGUGACCACUGCUUCUUCAAGUGCUGUCCCCUGAAAAGUACAGUAACCCAAAAGAUCUAGCAUAUUAACUCAGCUGUACAACAAGCCAAACUACAGAAUUAUGGACAUGCAAAGGUCACAUCACCGACUUGGUGUAAAAGAAAUGUUUGCCUGCACAGCUCAAGAUCUGGCUACUUAAGAUUAUUCUAUUAAUGAAGACGAUGCGCAACAAAGAGUACAGUUAUUUCUGCAGUAAACAAAAAGGAAUCAAUCAAUGACAUAUCUGUGCAUGCAUCUUAAAUUUUAAGAUUUAUCUUUGAGGUUUUAAGCUCACGCAAAGUUAUUAGAAAACGAACCACGAUAUCAAGAAGAACAUACCUUUCUGCAAUCCAGCUGAGUUGAGGACUUGGAAACAGGCUUUAUGUGAAGAAUAUCGCAACUGAUCAUUUUUUCUCGAAAAUAACAUGGGUAUAAAUCGUAAUAGAACAGCUGAAUAGAAAGACAGGCUUUCUAUUAUCCGAAAAUAACAAAACUACUCCGUUUGCAACGCUGUGUUGCUUAUGAAGUCCGCGUGAAUUUGAACUAUUCAACGGUAGUUCAUUUUACACUAUUCUAUUGGUUCAAAAGCCGCAUGUGACAAUGUAAAUCAAAUGGAGCAUGUGCUAAAGUCACGUGGAAGCCUGGGAAACAACAAACAUGGCGGCUGAUCUUGCUUCAACUUUUCGUUUCGAACAGAAAGGUGCGAUGGAGAAAAGUGCAUUCAGGACCACUUGCACCCGGACGAUCAAUGACUCCUGGGUUCAAACCUUUCACAUAUUGUGCGUUUUGUUCACCCAAAUUGUAGAUGUUAAAGUUUAACGUCAUCCGGGGGUACCAGGGUCUCCUAUUCCGAGACUUAUUGUGAUAUUUUGUUUUCAAUCCGAGCCACCGACCCAAUAUCAGGAAACGCAUUCGACGCUAAACGAAAAAAAAUGGGUGCCUUACCCGAAAUAACCAGCUGCAGCAAAUAAUAUGAUAAACUUUGAAAAGAAUGUGAUGGUGAUUGAAACGGGGCAAUGGAAAAUCAAAACUUGUGUGAAAUAACAAUGUGAAGUUUGGUGAAUGUGCAAAAGUUGGCUAAAGUGGUCGUAAAGAUAGUUCGUUGAUCAUAUUUUGCUUAAUUUUACGCCUUUAGUAACCAUACAUUUACACAGUAACUUUGCUAUGCCAGAAAAUAUCAAGCAAACAUUCAUUUUUGACGUUCGACUUUUACACAGAGAACAAAAUGGCGGCAAAUUUGAAUCUAAACACCAAAUUUACUAUUGGGAGCAAAAGUGAAACAAAAUAUGUGUAAACUUGAUAUUUACUCCACAUUUACACCACCCUUGCAAAAAAGUAAACUUUCACUUUUGAACAAAAUUUGAACCAAGAACAAAUACGUAGCAACAUUAGUACCCUAAUUUUACAAUAGAUUUGCUCAACUGGCAAACUUAGGCAAAUCCGUUUUUUCGUCCAGUGUUAGGGGACUCCAGGUAGGUGAGGUAACCCGCCUGUCCAUAUAAUAUCUUUAAUAUUUUAAUUUGAUCACUUUUACAUGAUAGGUGGGGUGACCCGCCACAUGUUACCUCACCUAUCUGGGGUCCCCAACUCCAUGUAAACUGGCCCUAAAGAGCAGUUAAUGAAAUACCCGGUAAGAACAAUUAUCGGGCAACGUUUGCUUCUCGGGGAUAUGAAAACAGUUUCGAAGCUACCUAUUUGAAACAGCAAAUGUUCCACAUGGCGCGUCCCUUCUUAAUAGCUAACUUUGAAUUUUGGCCAUUCAUAAUAAGUUCUUUUACACAGCGACCUCUUUUGCGGGCUGAAAUUGAAUUCUUUACAAAUUACCAUGGGUUGAGAAUACCCAUUUAUUAAUCAACAGAAAUGAAGUAAAACCUUCUCAAAGUUGUGAUGUGAACUUAUCAUUGUAAAAUAGACCUUUCAUUAGUUUUAUAUUUAAGUGUCUGUUGUUAGGUGCUGUGAUGUCAUUUAUUCACUCGCAUGAAGUUCUACUUGUUUAGCAUUCCGCGCAAGUUAUAGUGUUACAGAAGUGCUACAAUUAACUCCCUCGAGAACAUUUUUAAGUAUAAAUAGCGGCAGCGGGAGGAUGAACCAAUCACAAUGCACGUUCCGUUCCAAAGCUUUGUGAUAGGUUUACUUCUGCUUCUUCUGCUUCCGACUCCGACAAAACGGUUUUUACUAGAUCAUAGGCGGGACGUAAGCGAUAGAAUAGUAAACAGUAUCGGAACGCAGUUUUCACGUGAUCAUAACGCUCUACGCUUCUGAUUACGACUCCGUCGCUAGUUAAAACCAUCCCUUAAAAGACCAGUUACGAUGAGCUAGCCUGUGGCCAGUUUUUAACUAGUUUUUAAUUAGUUAAAUCAGUCUUAAUUUAUAAGCACAGGUACGCCCCCAAAAAGUUGUUAGUAUUAUCCUUUGCUGCUUAGCUUUAGUUUACAAUUCAUUUUUUUUUUUUAGAACAGCCGUUUUACGGAAAUUAUUCUUCUUAUUGUUAAUUAUUCUUCUUAUUCUGUAACACUGUAAUUUCUCACUUCCUUGCCUACUCGUUAAGAUGGCUUCCAAAACCGUGAAACUGCGUUUCGAGAGCAAGAACCCUUCCGCGGCUUCCACUACUUGCAAAGUGCUGUUAUUCAAAGUAAUUUUAAACAGCUAGUACUUUCGAUCAAAAGAGGUCCAUCGUUUCCUCUCCGGUAGAUAAUCAGAACACAGCCAUUAAUUACGUCAUCUUGCCCUCUCACGGAAACAAACGUGUAAUAAACUGAAUUAAAAGUUAACUAUUUUGACUGUCCCACUUUCUUUCAUUCCAGAAAGAUCACUAUCGUUCGGCUCUUUGCAAGAUGAAAAGAAACUUGAAGUUAUAAUGGCUUCAGAUUAAGGAGGCUGGAACAUAACUUCCAAUCGAGUUUUGGCACGUCACUUAUCUAGCAACAGAGGACUCCGCGUCAGAGCAUUUGUCCCCAAAGAUCACCCAAGGAGGGCUGAGAUCGCGGAAAAUGUUGAAAUUCUCGAGAACGAAACCCUUCCUGGGUACUCUCCAAUAGAGCUGCUGGAUUACUCACAUGAGGAACUUCAGCAUUUCGACUUUCUAAUCAUGCAUUGUUAUGGGCGUGAUCUAGAAAAACAGGCAGAAGAAAUUUGUAGAACCAAGAAAUGCAAAUGGAUUCCAGUUGUGCACAGGGACUGGGUAGAACUUACGAGGUUCUUUGAAGUAGCAGGAGUUUCAUUAGCUGGACGUGCAAAUAAUCAUCAUGAAGAAUGUCAAAGGCAGAUAGAACUGUGUAAAAAUGCUGAUUUUGUAGUCACAAUUGGUCCCAAAGUAGCUGAACCCUUCUUAAACGCCCUGCAGCCCUACGGAAAAGACUUGAACUUCGUCAGUAUUACCCCAGGAAUUUUCUCUGAAUUACAUCCUGAUAAUAGAGUCAGUGAAAAUCAAGAUACAUUCAACCUGCUUAUUGUUACAGAUUAUCCUUAUUUAUCUAGUUAUUUUCGUGUUAAAGGAUGUGACAUUGCUGUGAAAGCCCUCCUAUUGUUGCAAGACAUUUCAUAUCACCUUAUGGUUGUUAUGAAGUCCUCCUAUGGUGUUUCGGAGCUCACACAAACCUUGCUUUCUGAAGGUAUGCAACAGAAUCAGUUCACCGUGAAAACAACUAAUGGUGACGAUCCUGUUCAAAUGGCCCAGUUUCUUAAUGAAGCCGAUCUGCUCCUUUUACGUUCAAGAGUAGAGGGUUUCGGAAUGAGUGGUAUAUACGCCAUCUCUGCAGGCCUUCCAGUCCUUAUAAGCGUAUAUUCUGGACUAGGCGUUGCACUGAGGAAGCUGCCCUCCGGUGGGAAGCAAGUGGUGGACUCUGAUGACCCUCAAGUAUGGGCACAAAAGAUGAAGGAGAUCAGGGCAAAGGGUCGUGAAAGCACCUCCCUUGAGACACGACAACUUCGAGAGGAGUACAUGCAAAAAUAUAGUUGGGAGGACCAAUGCAACAAGCUAGUGGAGAAAAUGAUGACGGGAAAUGGUAGGUAAUCAGUUUUUGUGGUGAAAUAUUUUUUGUUCCUUGCGUCAUUUCUUUUCUAUACCCCAUUACAAAAAAAUCUUAAUCAACGUUUUUCCUUGACGAGUUCAGCGACAAUAUAAGCUGUGCCUGUUCCAUAAACUACGAGUAGUAUAAAAUCUUACAAUAAAACUCAUUAUUAAUACUAUGCGACAGAGAUGAACUGUCAGUAGUAAUUUACUUUAAGUAACAGUAUUAUCUAACUAACAAGGUGUUCUGAUUCCUUUAGUUCCGGCAGAGAUUCUUGCUAGAGGUCCCCUUGCUGUCAAAGCUUACAACAAGGCAAUUGAACAAGGUAUGACACGCGUAAUGAGAGUGCCCAUCAUGAUCAUUGGACAAGAACGAUCAGGAAAGACCAGUUUAAAGAAGUCUUUAAAAGGACAAAUAUUCAAUAGCAAAGAAGAGAGCACUGAUGGGAUCGAGCUUGAUCCGUCAUACUUCAGCAUAACAACAGAGAAUUGGCGUACAGGGGAAACGAAAGAAGAGCCAGAUUCCAAUUCCGCUAUUUCUGUUCAUAACAGAGUAGCACAGGUUAUGGUGGCUCAUUUAAGAGGAGACGAAGUUGAGCAAAUAACAGCUGCACAAAGUGUGGUGAACACCAUUUCAACAGUCACUGUAGCGGAAAAGGGUUCAAAAAGUAAAGAGGCCAUUCAUGUUACAACGUUAGAGAAGGAGGGGAACGAGGCCCAAACGCAGACAGAAAAGACCACAACAAAGAUCGGGAGUCUGCUACCUGGAGUUCGUGUGAAAAAAAUCGAGGUAAAAUCGUUUCAACAAGAAGUACCACACACAACGGCAGAACGUGUCGAAAAGCUGCUCAAAGAAUCUAAAACAACAAAAGAUGACCAGGUUUACUCAAUCUUGUGGGAUUUUGGUGGACAGUCAGUAUACUAUGCUACUCACCCAAUAUUUCUCACUACAAAAGCAAUUUAUCUUUUGGCGUAUGAUCUCAGAAAAGACCCAACGGAGAUAGCCACUCCACUUUUAAAGGAAGGCGUGUUUGAUAGGAAAGAAGACCUUUACUGUACUAAAACGAAUGAAGAUUAUCUCCGCGUUUGGUUGUCCUCUGUCGCCUCUCUGGGAAUGAUUGACUUAAGCAGUAAGGGCUCAGAGAAGCUACCAAAAAGGUUACCUCCAGUUAUUUUAGUGUGCACACACGCAGAUCAAUGUGGAAAGGUCGCGAAAGAUCGAGCGCGCAAAAUAUAUGGCACUCUUCGUUCUGAUACAAAGCCCUACGGUGAACACUUGUAUAAAAAGUACUUUUUUGUAGAUAACACGAGAUCAGGGACAACAGACGAGUGCCCAGAAGUCCAACGUUUAAGAAACGAAUUACUUGCAGUUGUUACUGAGCUUCCACAACUGAGGCAGAAAAUUCCACUCAAAUGGUUACGUUUUGAAGAGGCCCUCAAUGACAAGAAGACGAAAGGCCAGCCAUUUAUCUCCCUUGAGGAGGCAAGAAGGGUAGCGCGUGAUAAAUGUGGAAUUGAUGAUGACCAACAAUUUUUUACCUUGCUAAACUUUCUACACGAUCAGAGACUUUUUUUGCACUUUGAUGACACGCCAGAGUUGAUGGACAUGGUGAUAUUAGACCCGCAAUGGUUGAUUGAUCUGUUUCGGAAAGUAAUUACCGUCAAACCUUAUGAUCCUGCGGCUGAUGAACAUUACUUGGAAGAACUGUGGGCAAAACUUGAGACUGAUGGAAUCCUGGAUGAUAGACUCCUCCAGAUCGUGUGGGGAUCCUUUCUCAAAAAAGAAAAGGCCCAAAGCCUCAUUGCUCUUAUGGAAAAGUUUAGCCUGGUGUGCAGUUUGCCGUCGGUAGACAACCAGAAGCAAUUUCUUGUACCAUCCAUGCUAAUGUCCCAUCCAAAUCAAGUUUCCAUCAAGCUCCUCUCCGAAGCCUUCAUUCCCCCUCUUUUCAUACGAUUUAACCAGCCACGUUCUCAGAGAUACCCAGGUGAUGAGGCUGACUGUAAAAAUCUUCAAGUGCCUCUUGGAUUGUUCCCAAGACUUAUAGUAAAGUUCCUCCAGUGGAGCAUCGAGAAUGAGAUCAGCCCAUUGUACCAGGAUAUGUAUCAGAACUUCGCCCGAUUUCCCAUCCUUCCCAAGGGCUGCUCAGUUAUCCUUCACUGUCUUUUAUCUUGUAUCGAAGUCGUAGUUCACAGAGAUCCUGGUAUUGCAAGCGACACGACCAUUGGCUACAAAGUACGACGCCAGCUUGAAUCAGUGCUUCUGACCAUACGUGAAGAAUGCUUUUGGUUGAGGGCUAUGGAAUACGAAUUCAGUGUCACCUGUCCAGUUUGUUGCAAGCAACGUGCAGUCCUCCACUGUAGAAAACAUCAAAAAAGCAGUUGUGAGAAAGAGGAGUGUCUUCACUUCUGGUCAGAGUCCGCUUUGCAAAAAAAGCAAAUUUGCACGAGGAGCGCUUUUGCUAUAAGUAGAGUGGUUCCAAUGAAGCCGUUUUCACAUUGGUUUGAAUUCGCAGGGAAACAGGUACCCCUAUAUGCAUAAUCGAUCAAUCGACAAAACAAAAUAUUUAACAAUUAUUCCUCGAGCCCGAAUGGGCUCUGAGUCAAUAGCCCAUGAGGCCGAAGGCCUCAUCCGCUAUUGACUCAGAGUCCAUGAGGGCGAGAGGAAUAAUUGUUUUAGUUAAAUCCAACUAGUUGGUCAAAAAUGCCGAGACAAAACAACUUUAGCUAGCAAAACGCAUUUCAGCCGCCAUUGUUUUGGUUUUCAAAUCCUAUUCUUUUCGCUACUAGUGGGCUAUAUAGUCGAUACCUGUAUAGCGAAGCCCUUUCACCAGCAAAAAACAUGAUAAAUCCAUCAAGCCUAAAAACGUCUUUCCGACCAUUUCGGUGAAAAAAAUGGUAAGUGAGGUAAGUGAAUUUGAAUUUAAAAACUCUGUCUCCCAGAACAAAAUGACUCUUCGUUGAAUGUCAGAAGUAGGGGCGUUCUAGUCCUCUGAAUGGCUGGGAUAUCAAUAUAUGUCUAAAGGUCAUUCAAGCACUUACUCAGUACUCUUCAAUCUCUUCCUUUUGCCUGCAGAUGGAGGAUGCUAAUGCGAAAUUUGUACUUGUUUUGGGAGGUAAAUAUCUCUUUUGUAGUCUUAAACGUAUUGUUUAACACUGUGCAAGGUUCAUGGCUGCUAACCUGUUCGUUAUUUUUUGUCAUAUCUGCAAUGCUUGAUAACUAUAGUAAAUCUGAUACAUCAAAACCUUUUACGCAAUGAUACUACAGAUUCCCUUGUGAAGGAAAAGAUCUUAACAAACGUUCGUAUUAUGGAUGAGCUUGCUCGCAGAUUGGAUCAACCAAUCUACCGCGGGGAGCAAGAGCCGCCCAUUGUCCAGCACUGGAAGCAUCUCGCUGCAGAAUUCAGGGUGCCGGAAGACGUUGAAACGAGGUGCCAGACCAAUCCUCAGAGUAGUCCUAGUAAACACAUGUUUGAGUUCCUGGAAGCAGGCAACCCUAACUUCUGA